This is a messenger RNA of Zootermopsis nevadensis, 2530 nucleotides long. RefSeq names its product LMBR1-like protein lilipod (gene lili). NCBI's taxonomy places the organism in Eukaryota, Metazoa, Arthropoda, Insecta, Blattodea, Termopsidae. Gene Ontology annotation, molecular function: transmembrane signaling receptor activity. Gene Ontology annotation, cellular component: plasma membrane. Gene Ontology annotation, biological process: signal transduction. The record is from RefSeq and is a predicted model, not a curated record.
CGACCGACAAGACAGUCAAACAAAAUGGCAUAAGCACGGUUGUCGUUCGAGGAGCGCAAGACAAUUUUGAAGUGGUAUUUUAAAUUUGAGUACAACGACAAUGGAGGCGUGAGUUUGCAACAGAACCUCCAACACGCCUGACAAUUGCACGCAUUCGUGAUAAGUUUGAAACCCAUGGUACCGUGUGUGAUGUGCACAAGCAAAGAUCCGGGAGGCCUCGCACAGCAACAAGUCCUGCUUCCUCGGCUACGGUGUUUUGGAACAGUUCACACGCUCGCCACAAAAGUCUGCCAAACUGUGCACGUGAGACAGGAGUUAGCAGAUCAAAUAUACAACGCAUUCUUAAGAGAGAAAAAUGGAAAGUUUACAUCCCAAGAUUAUUACAUGCAAUGAAUGAAGACGACCCUGAUCGAAGAAUGCAUAAUUAUAUUUCUGUUGUUGUUGCUUCUUUUGUACAUGUCAAGCUAUGCAAUUAUUAGGAGAUUCAGAAGACAAGAUCGAGAAGAUUACUUCUCUACAGACGAAGAUGAGAUCACUGUUUAUAGAAUCAGCCUGUGGCUUUGUACGUUCUCCUUGGCUGUGUCUGUUGGAGCUGCUUUGCUUCUCCCCAUCUCCAUAUUGAGCAAUGAGAUUCUUCUGUACUACCCUGACAGCUACUAUGUCAAAUGGCUCAACAGUUCACUCAUACAAGGCCUAUGGAAUCAUGUGUUUCUGUUCUCCAACCUCUCUCUUUUCAUCCUGCUGCCAUUUGCAUACCUGUUCACAGAAUCUGAAGGUUUCACAGGCUAUCGCAAGGGUUUGAUGGCAAGAGUUUAUGAAACGUUCAUAGUUUUGUGCCUGCUGGCAGUUGUGAUGCUGGGAAUGACAUACGUUAUGUCUGCACUUAUUGAUAAGGAACAAUCUAACAUACAUACAUUGCUCAACCUUUGGACAUACUAUUUACCAUUCUUGUACUCAUGCAUCUCAUUUCUUGGUGUGCUUAUGCUGUUAUUGUGCACACCUUUGGGUUUUGUGCGUUUGUUUGGUGUGGUUGGCCAGUUUCUAGUAAAGCCUCAGUUCCUUCGCGAUGUGGACGAAGAGUUUUUUGUUGCUCAACUGGAGGAAGACUGUCUUAGCCGGCGACUUAAUCUGGCUACGGCUACUGGCAAAUCCUAUGUAUCACCUGCUCCCAUGUGUUUAGUACCUGUUAGUCCUGGCUGUGAAGAUGAUAUUAUGGAGAACAAUCCUGAUAUCCUCAUGACGCUUCAGAAUGGAGCGCUGCAGUCUGGUCUUGGGGAGAGACUCAACAAGGUCCAGUUCAGGAGGAAAGUUUUAGACAAACAAAGACACACAUCCUCACUUCAGAGGAAUCUCAUGUACCCUGUGGCCAUGUUGUUGCUCUGUGCAUUGACAGCAGUCACGGUGCUUAUGGUGCUGCAGAAUACGCUAGAGUUGCUGAUAGGAAUAAAAGCACUUCCUCUGAGCACUAGACAAUUUUCGUUAGGUAUUAGUUCUUUGUCAAAACUGGGUCCAAUUGGUGCAGCUUUGGAGAUACUACUGAUAUUCUACCUUAUUGCGACAUCGUCUGUCGGACUUUACACUUUACCGUUCCUAUCACAAAUGAGGCCAAGGACCAAAAUGACCUCGUUGACUCACAUCAUAGCGAAUUGUGGCCUUGCAUUGAUAUUGAGCUCAGCAUUGCCUCUCCUUUCACGUAUUCUAGGUAUCACGAACUUUGACCUGCUGGGUGACUUUGGACGUAUCGAGUGGCUGGGAAACUUCAAGAUAGUUCUUUUGUACAACCUCGUGUUUGCUGCUACAGCCACUCUUUGUCUCGUCAACAAGUUUACUGCCACAGUCAGGAGAGAACUUUACGCUCGACUGAAAAGUUUCCUGUUGACGUUAUUCCACAAACCUCAAAGACAUCGCUCGACAUCUUGGAUGUCAUCCAGCCCAAAUCCCACAUCAGGAAAGGAAGACUGACAACGGAACUUGUGGCAGUUCAAAUUCGAUGCGUCUGUCAGGACGUGCUGUCGAAGAGCAACCGGAGAUUAACGACCUACCACAAGAAGCUCGUCAUUUUCAAAACAGAAAUCAGUUCGUGCUGAGGAAUGGAGUGUUAAUUUUUUAACACGUUUCUCAUUGGGAGUGGACGCGUUUUGCUGCCCCUGGAUGUUCGUAAAGAAACCAAAACAUGACAAUCAGCAACUCACUGAAUGUAUUAUUGAUACAUUUUUUUACUCUUUCAAUGAAAUAUAUUACUCGGUAAGUUAGAAUAGACGUUCUCCGUCGUCGUUGAUAUUUAUUUUGUGUUUUGGUGUUUUUGUUAAAACCGGUUUGCGCUGUGAUUGUGUCGUGUGUGUUAACUGUAAGGCGGUUUGCCGGCGGACAUCAGCGACGCUGUUCUUGACGUCGUGGUGCUUAUUGUAUUUAUCCAACUAGCACUUGUAAUACUUAACGCAUUCUUCAUUUGAUACAAGACUGAAUUCAUUAAUGCCAAGUAUGUAUGUCCGAGGGAGAGAAAUUUACAGAAUUGAAAAUAUGUUGCAGU